Linnemannia hyalina is the source of this 933-nucleotide messenger RNA. NCBI's taxonomy places the organism in Eukaryota, Fungi, Mortierellomycota, Mortierellomycetes, Mortierellales, Mortierellaceae. The record is from the annotation of a GenBank genome assembly.
AUGUCAGCCCUAGUACAUUCAUCAGCACCAGUACAACCACAACCCGAACCAACAACAACAACUUCCACACCUACACCCAUCAUCACCGACGACGGCAGCGACAGAGGCAACGGCGGCGACAGAGGCAAUGGCAGCGGUAGAGGAAACAACCCCAAUGGGACCCCAGCCUACGGCGGCUUCGAAGCCGGCGGAUUCAUCUAUGUCGUCCUCAUCGGCGCCAUUCUGGUAGCCUUUGUCUACUUUGGACGUGUUUUCCUUCUCAAGCGUCGUGAGCGCAUUCGUCGUCUUAAGGAUCCUGACUUUGAAGCCAACCCACCAAACUACAUGAGCCACUUGCACGACCUCGCCGUUAUCGACGCCUCACACCUCCGCCAGGAACAGGAACAACAACGCCAACUCUCAGGAGCGGCAGGAGGACAAAACCGACCACUAUCAACUUCUUCCUCAAAUGACUCCAUCAUCAACGCACCCCCCGCUGCACUGAUCCGCGGGAACGGCAAUGGGCCCGAUGGAGAUAUUGUCUCCUACUACCUCAUCACUCCCAGAGUCCUCCAUGAACACCAGCGCCAGCAGCAGCAGAGACAUGCUCGUUCUUCUUCCUCGCCUUCGGCUGCUACUAUGUUUGCGCAAGGAUACGGACAAGGAGAGAGAGGUCGCAGAUCCCGUGUUCGCACAGAGACUCACAGUUCUCCACCCCACCCCCGUGGAGCUGAUGCUUCAGGAGGACCCUUCGUACCAAUGUUCCUGGCGAUCCCUCCACUCGACCCAUCUGAACCACAACCUCCAGCAUACGAGGAUCUGUCCCCCCGUGAAGAGCGCAUGAAUACUUCUCGUGCUUCUGCAACAAAUACAACAAUCACAGGCACGAGGAUGAGUAUUACCCCUCCACGGAUCGAUUCUCUGCCUGGCGCAACUACCACAACCCCACCCUAA